CUCAAGCCCUCCGGCGUUGGUAGCCAACAAGAAAGCAGCAAAAGUAGCAAGUAGCACCUUGCAUAAAUCGUCAUAUAAAAAUCCCUAGGCGACCAUGGAGGACGAACGCGUUUUGCCAGUCUACGAAGUCAUAUCCGGACUCCGGCUGGCCAACUUUUACCCACCGUACGCAGUCCUCUCCGGCCUCCAGUACAAGGCAAGAGACGGCGACGUCUUCCUCGUGACCUAUCCCCAGUGUGGCACGUUGUGGAUGCAGCAGAUUCUGUACGUUCUUCUUCACGAUGGUUCCUCGCCCAAAGAAGCCGCCAGCCUCUUCCGGACCUUUCCCUUACUGGAGCUGGAAGGCGCGGAAGCCGUCGAGGACGCCCUCAGUCCUCGGGUCAUCACGUCUCAUCUUCCGUACGACUACAUCCCGAAGUCCCUGCGGGCCAAGUACGUGGUGCUCGUGCGCGACCCUCGCGAUGUCUGUGCGGGCAUGUUUCGACGACUCCGAACGUACCCUGCGUACGAGUUCAGCGACGGCCUGCUGAGCGACUUCCUGGACCUCUUCUGUGGCGACACCGUCGACUAUCGAGGAUACUUCGCCCACUUGCGGUCCUGGUACGACCACCGGGACGACCCCAAUGUGUUCUGGCUCCACUACGAGGAGCUGCAGUCUAAUUUUCAAGAGACCGUGAAACGUCUCUCGACAUUCCUUGGAGUGGAACACAAGCUCUUCAAGAGCAGAAGCGUGUUUAAGAAGUGUCAGGAGAAGAGUAGCGUGUCUUACAUGAAGUCCAAGACCAAUAAAUACAUGGAAGAGUUCCUGUACAUCCCGUUCGAGAACGUGGCAGCGGACACGAGGUUCUCCGAAGGUGUCAAGUCCUUCCACGCCUCCGUGCAGUGUUCAGGUGUCUUGGACGCAAUGUCUAGUGUUCGCUGCGUCCGCAGUGGCAAAGUUGGCGCCUGGAAAGAUGUUAUCACUGCCGAUGAUGCCAAGAGAGUCGUCGACCGAACGGAACAGAUGGGACGUGACGUGGCGAACGCUGUCCUUUAUAACAGGUGAUAACGAGGAUUUCUGGUGGUGACAGAAGUUCUGACGUCAGAUGAUUUCUCGCAGUUAAAUAAAGUCCACACAAAACUCGCAUGCAGGAACAGCACUGAAGGUUGUCGUGCAUGGUAUGAGCAAUUCAAAAAUAAGAUCACUAGAAGGUGACAGGUGGAAAAUAGCCC
Molecule: messenger RNA, 1212 nt
Organism: Dermacentor albipictus
Lineage: Eukaryota; Metazoa; Arthropoda; Arachnida; Ixodida; Ixodidae
Source: RefSeq, a predicted model, not a curated record